CGUGGACAACCAGGCGCAAAACACUGAUCCCCUGCCCGACAGACCCCACACGCCCAGGUUUGUUCUCUAAAUGCGCGCGACCAGCCCACAUAAUUACCGUUAAGGUAACUCGCAGCGCGUGCUAAGCCCUUGUUCUAGAAUGACAACACUGGUCGCUGCUGCCCCCGCCGCCGGUGGUGCCAGCGCUUGGUCUAAUUUGGACAGAUUACGUGCGCCGCAUUUUCAUAUAACAAACCUCGGCCUGAACAAGCCCGGGGUUGUUCCUCUCGCCCCGACUGCGUGGCAAAUGGAACGCGGGCUGUACCGGCCCCCUGCCAACAAAAUGCUUCUCGAGCUGCGAAAAUGCAGGAUGAGGCGGAGUGUCGGGGGAGAGAGAGCUGCGGGGCUUUACCGAGCGGGGAUGUGGUGGGUUGUUGGCUGCAGAAACAGAGUUGGCGCUGCUCUCUUCCGUAUUGAACUGCAACCUACUCGCGCUAUCUCAAAUUUCCCUUUUCUAUUCAGUUUCCCCUUUGCCGGCUUCACAUCUGCACCCAACGAGUGCCUUCUUCUAUUGCGAACACGGUGCACCAAAGCUCUUCUUGGAACCUGGGACACACUACGCUGCUUGGCCCAGACAUCUUCUGGCUGGUUUUCUGCCCCAGAGUAGUAGACUGCUGAGCUGAUUCGCGUUUGGAGUAGACAGGGAGGGACGACUUGUUGCUAACGGUCUGGCUUGUUCUGUCCAGGCAUCCAGCAAAGUAAUCCUGCCUCUCCGCCAUAUCCCCUCGCCUGCUACU
Linderina pennispora is the source of this 776-nucleotide messenger RNA. RefSeq lists its product as uncharacterized. The coding region runs from base 140 to 646 and encodes 168 amino acids. NCBI's taxonomy places the organism in Eukaryota, Fungi, Kickxellomycota, Kickxellomycetes, Kickxellales, Kickxellaceae. The record is from RefSeq and is a predicted model, not a curated record. The transcript is spliced from 2 exons.